Molecule: messenger RNA, 918 nt
Organism: Schistocerca americana (American grasshopper)
Lineage: Eukaryota; Metazoa; Arthropoda; Insecta; Orthoptera; Acrididae
Product: piggyBac transposable element-derived protein 2-like
Exons: 6
Coding region: 1-918 (305 amino acids)
Source: RefSeq, a predicted model, not a curated record
AUGGAACCAACUUUACCAAGUUCCUCAAGGGCAAGGGAAAUAAACCCGGUGAAGUGUGGAAAACAUGAAGUUCUACUGGGUGAUGAAAUUCUUCUUCUGCAUGGCGAUGACUCUGAAAUAUCAGAUGACGAAAUUGUUUUAGAUGAUGAAAGUGACUAUGAUCCAUCAGGAACUUGGAACUUUAGGAGCAGGAAAUGCAAAUUGCCUGAGUUAUAUGUGGAUAUGCAAGGAUCUGCAGGCUAUGGGAUGUUUAGCUUGAAUUUAGUUACGCAGGCAAAUCUAUACUCUACUCAAGUGUUACAACAAAGUAUAAACACUAGCGCCAAUGAAAUAAGACAGUUCAUUGGCAUUCAUUUACUAAGUGGUAUUUUCAGGAGGUAUUUGCUUGUGAACGAUAAUGCAAAUAUGUUACCCAGGGAUGACCCUCAUCAUGGCAAGUUGUUCAAGGUCAGGCCAUUUUUAGAUCAACUAAAGAACAAUUUUCUAAAAACCGAAGUUGAAGAAUACAAUAGUACUGAUGAACUUAUCAUUCCACUAAAAUCACAUACAUCUCUAUGCCAGUAUAAAGAAUCAAAGCCACACAAAUGGGGCAUGAAAGUAUUUGCUCGAACUGGUGGAAGUGGCUACAUUUAUGAUUUUGAAGUGUAUGUUGGGAAGGGAACAAUCACUGCAAGUAAUCCUGAGUUAGGAAUGAGUGGAAAUCAGUACAGCUUAGAAAUGAAGGAAUAUAUGUUGUGGGAACCAUCAGAAAAAACAGUGAAAAAUGAUUCAGAGAUGAAAAAAGAAGACAGAGGAACCUGUGAUUACCGUGUAGAUGAAGAAAACAAAAUUAUAACUUUGAAAUGGUAUGACAGUAAAGCUGUCCAACUGAUUGCUACUUAUAAAGGGAAGGAACCUGUUGGAAAUGUGGAACGUUGA